AAUAUGGAGGCAGCACAUGCGAUGGCCAUGGCCUGUACUUUUCCCACUUAGCAGUUUUUUUCUCUCUUCAGAUUUCGAGAACUGAAAGUGACAUUUGACCUUUCCUUUUCCCUUUCUCUUCUGCGUCCAUCUUCCAUCAGGUGUUUCUUGCACUCUUUUCUUACCCCUUCAGAUAUUCUCUGUUGCCAAUUUCAUUCGUGUCCCACUUGGGCUUUCCGCUUCUUGUCCAUUCGCUUCAGAGUCCUCGCUUCAGCCCGGUUCACCGGUCGCUUGCUGGCAUCAAGACUUGUCACGCUCCUUUCCUUGCAAGUCAGUCACGCCGGCGUUCAUCCUGUCAAAGGUUGUUGUUGCGGACACUCGCAAAGAACAACAAACGUGCGAAGUGACUCCUCUCCGCCCGUUUCACUGCAUGGCCACCGUCUCGAUUGUCCCUUGCAGCUGAUUAGCAGGGCAUCCGGCUAUCGGCUCUCCUGCAUCUCCCCGCCUGCCGCGAUAGGCCCGUCGCUACGUCGAUAGGCCUUCUCCGCCAUGAAGGGAAUUUUCAAGAGAAAAGAUUCAAAAUUACCAUCAGAUGAAUCCACACUCGACAAAGCCCUUUUGCGCCCUGCCGUAACAGUCGAACGCAUCUCCAACUACUCGCACAAGUCGCCCAAGCUGAUAAGCUCCAAAUCAUCCUCACCGUCAUUAGGAGGCACCAUGCCAGAAAUCCCCAUUCCUGAGCCCCCCGACCCAGUUUCGAAACCAGCAGCGUACCUUCGAAGUAUCCAUGCUGUUCGAGAAAGGACAAGGCUGGUUCUCGAGGAGGCCAAAGUCAAUGCUCUCAACCACUUUGACGUAGACAUAUCCAAGUUCAAGGACACCGCCGAUUACGUGGUUGCCAUCAUCAAGCGUGAUUUCCAGGGUGAUUACGCCUCUAUUCCACCUCAUGGUCGCUGGCAACACUUUGAAGUUGGAGGAAGACCCCGGGUAACUCAAUUGUUGCAAUCGUGGCCAACCUCGAUUGACAACCAGGAGAGAGCACGUCGGCUGAUUGACCUUUUCCUGGUAUCCGUACUCCUCGAUGCUGGCGCCGGUACCAAGUGGUCGUACAAGUCCAAAGAGUCUGGCAAGGUCUACUCCAGGAGCGAAGGUCUGGCCGUGGCAAGCCUGGAAAUGUUCAAAGCUGGAACUUUCAGCAGCGAUCCCAAUCAACCUCAUCAAGUUGACGCCGCUGGCCUGAAUAGAAUGAAUGUGGAGACUCUGGCAAAAGGGAUGCAAGUCUCGGACACCAACCCCAUGUCGGGACUUGAGGGUCGGACUGGGUUACUUAUUCGACUCGCCUCCGCUUUGCAGAACGCGGAGAUUUUUGGUGUUGAAGGCCGACCUGGGAACAUGAUCGACUAUCUUCUAUCACAUCCCACUACUCAAGCCGCUUCGGUUCCCGUCAUCCUCUUACCUACUCUCUGGAGCGUUCUCAUGGACGGCUUGUCAAGUAUUUGGCCAGCAACUCGGACCACCAUUCAAGGGAUGUCUCUCGGAGACGCCUGGCCUUGCGCCGCCAUGCCCAGAUCUCCCCCCGCACAACCUUGGGAGACCAUUGUUCCCUUCCACAAGCUCACUCAGUGGCUCUGCUAUUCCUUGAUGGUACCGAUGACCAAGCUACUCAACGUUCAUUUCGCGGGGGCUGAAUUGAUGACCGGUCUUCCCGAGUAUCGGAAUGGAGGCUUGUUGGUUGACACAGGUCUGCUUACGCUGAAAGAACAGGACCGGCAGCGUGGGUUGAAAAUCUACCAUGAAAUGGUCGGGGAUGGCAAUGCAAUCGAGGUCGUUCCAACGUUCCCACCCAGCGACGAUGUGAUUGUUGAGUGGCGCGCCGUCACUGUUGGCUUUUUGGACGAACUCCUUGUCGCAGUCAACGCAGGCCUUGGUCUGCAGGGCGCUCAACAGUUGACUUUGGCCCAGAUGCUUGAGGCAGGAACCUGGAAGGGAGGACGUGAAAUCGCACAGGUGUCCCGCCCCAUCACUGGAGGGCCGCCUAUUGGCAUCAUUUCAGACGGCACGGUCUUCUGAAUGACGACUUCUUCUAUGCUUAUGCGAUAAUGGGUUACGUUGAAUUUCGAGGGUCACGAAAGAGAGGUUCAAGACCGAGAACAGAGAUUACGAGAUGACAUAUGCGCUUGAUGAUGCCGUGGUAUGGCCUACUUGAUUGUGGCGAGCUUUUCCUUUACUUCAGAGCCGAUUUGACCUCGGCGCUAUUGAGCUUUGCAAAAGCUGGGUUGAUGGCCUUGAUACUUUCACGAGGCACCAACGGGGUAGAAAACGCCCCCGACUUGGGGCGUUACAUUCGAAUCAUGAUCGUUGGGGUGUUGACUUGCAACCCAUCCUUUGUACGGACUCCCGCCACUUGAGAAAGGAUACUCUUCAGCGCCUUCGUGAAUUUCUAUUGUCAUAAGAACGUUUUCAUUUAUCGCUCGAUAGUCACUUCACCCGUCAGUGAAAGUGAGUGGCGCCCUUUGUGCAAAG
Messenger RNA from Cladophialophora immunda, 2502 nucleotides. RefSeq lists its product as uncharacterized. Bases 529 to 2049 code for a protein of 506 amino acids. The transcript is spliced from 4 exons. The record is from RefSeq and is a predicted model, not a curated record. NCBI's taxonomy places the organism in Eukaryota, Fungi, Ascomycota, Eurotiomycetes, Chaetothyriales, Herpotrichiellaceae.